AAGAGAGUUCCCGCCAACUUUGCCGUUGGCAAAAAAAUGUGUGAAAGGGUGGCAUAAAAAGAGUCCUCCCUCUUGUGCCAAAAUCCUCCCUAACAAAAUGACCUAACUCCCAUCUCACUCCUACCUCCACCCUUCCUUUCUCUCUCUAGAAUAUCAAGUGUACAAAAACCAAAUCCAAACUACCAAUCUUUUUACCUCAUAAAAACCUUAGGUAGUUUACUUGCUUCUUUUUCUCUUUUGGGAUAGGAAGUGUUUAGCUAGGGUUUCAACCCAACCAUGCAUUUUUUACUGCAACAACUUUUGUUUGUUAUCUUUUUUUUUUUUUCCUCUUUCAUUUGAUUAAUUUGUGUUUUUCUUUCUUUUUUUCAGUUUUCUUGGCAGUGAUGGGAGCUGUGUUCCUCAACUCUUUCUCACCGCCGUCAGCAGUUGCGCCGGAUAAAGUCUUGAGAGUGUGUGAUGAUCAUAAGAGGAAUUGGUGCUUGUUGAAGAGAAAAAGGAGUGUGGUUUUGUGUCAGGGGUCAAGUAGUGGCAAUGUUGUAAAGACUGGCGGGUUUUCUUACGCAGCCGUGAUGGAUGCCGGAAGCCUGGUCUUAACUCCGAAUGACCAGAAGAGCUCGAAAGAGAGUAACAUCGCGGUGAAGGAUUUGAUGCCUUUUGGCGGAUCAUCAUCAACUCCAUCCACCUCUUUGGUUGACAUGCAUGACGGCAUUGGAAUUGUAAAAUUUUUUAGAGGAAAGGGGUUUAUCAUAACUGGUGCAACCGGGUUUCUAGCAAAAGGUAAAAAUAGUUACUAGACAAACCGAAAAUGUGUCU
Pyrus x bretschneideri (Chinese white pear) is the source of this 813-nucleotide messenger RNA. Its product is annotated as fatty acyl-CoA reductase 2, chloroplastic-like. The coding region runs from base 384 to 794 and encodes 136 amino acids. Lineage: Eukaryota; Viridiplantae; Streptophyta; Magnoliopsida; Rosales; Rosaceae. The record is from RefSeq and is a predicted model, not a curated record. The transcript has a single exon.